Drosophila eugracilis is the source of this 5369-nucleotide messenger RNA. Its product is annotated as histone-lysine N-methyltransferase 2D. Lineage: Eukaryota; Metazoa; Arthropoda; Insecta; Diptera; Drosophilidae. Gene Ontology annotation, molecular function: transcription coregulator activity. The record is from RefSeq and is a predicted model, not a curated record. Gene Ontology annotation, cellular component: nucleus; SWI/SNF complex. The transcript is spliced from 3 exons. Gene Ontology annotation, biological process: regulation of transcription by RNA polymerase II. The coding region runs from base 322 to 4971 and encodes 1549 amino acids.
CUUCGAAGGCAGCGGUCGCGUCGUGCUCUUCAGCUUUCAUUGUGAGAGAAAUGCAAAUACCAGAAAUUCAAUAUUGAACGCGAGCUGAGAGAAAAGAAAAGUGUGAGACGUGUUUGGAAAAUCGAAUCGAAUUUCGUACGGCAUCCUCAACGGAAAUCGCAACAACGGUAAUUGGUGUGUGUGCGCUCGGUCUCUUUCACUCCCCGUGAGUGUGCCUCUGUGAACUUUAUUGGUUUUUUAUACUUACUUAAAUAACCAUCCAAUUGUGGAAUACUUGGGACACCACUGUCAAGGAUAUCAGCCAGUUUGGGGGCAAACAAAAUGGAAGGCAGUAGCAACAUAAGGUUGCUGCUGGCACUAGUGUUGCUGCUUGGUGCAGCAGUAACAUCUAGCGGAGAGUCCACCACGGAGACUCCUUCGGCCUUGUUGCCAUUGGAGGCAAGAAGUGCUGAUGUUUCGGGAGAAGAAGAUGUCAUUUCCACCAGCUAUGUGUUGCCCAAUCAGAUUUUCAACGAGGGAAAACCUUACUAUGCUCGCCAAGAUCCCGUCUCGGGUCAGCUAGACUUCAGUGCCAAGAAACCAGCUGGAAUCCAGCCGGAGGCCAAUGAGGUGGUAGAUCCAAACGAGAAGAUCGUGCUUAGCGGUGGCAGUUCACCCAACAUACAUGACUUUUUGAACUUGCCCGUCAAGUACUCUUCUUCAAAGUUCGUUUAUCCUCUGGUCUCCAGUUCAUAUGCCAACCUGAAGUACCAGGGCAGCAACAAGAAUUACAUCACCAACAAGAAACCAACUUCAGUGGUUGCCCCAGUCACACCCCCACCGCCAAACUAUCAUAGCUCGAACUACUUCACGGUUCCAACUACAAAGCUAACCGCUGUGACACCCACGGCGGGAGCUUACUACCCAAGUAAUCCCACUACCACUAGCACCACAACUUCUACAACUACAACUACUACAACUACCACUACUCGGGGAACUUUGCCGCCUUCGAGGAGACCAGUUACCACCACCACCACCACGGAGGCACCAAGUCCGGCUGCCAAGUAUACCACUACCUCAAGGCGGCCCAUUCCAUUGCAGACGGUCUCCACAACUGCACCACCACAACGCACAAGCACAACCCGCAAGAAGUUUGUGCCUACCAAGAAGUAUAGUCCGACAGUACCCAGCACAAGUGGAAGACCAACAGUUAGUCAGGAGGAGCAGCGUCCGGUGAAGGCAUCGCCCAGACCCACGCCCAGCAGCAACGAUGUGGCACUCACCACCCACCAUGCCACGCCACAGGCGGCCAUUUUCCCAACAGAGCCCACCACAACCACCAAGAUGUACACCACCUCGAGCACAAGUCCACCUGUUGUGUUCACCGAAGGACCCACACCCCCGCCCGCCUUUAGUCCCAUUCCGGGAACUGGUAUUCCCAACCUGGAUCCAGCCGAUGUUUACCACACACUGGGGCAGAAGAACACACAAGCUGAAGAACAGCAACAGCAGCAAUUGGAUAGGCAGCAGCAGAUGCAGCAGCAACAGAAAAUACAGCAGCAGCAGUAUCAAGAGCAGCAGCAACAGCUAUAUCAACAGCAACAAUAUCAGCUGCAACUGGAGAAGCAACAACUGGAAAAGCAAAAGCAUCCAUACCAGCAGCAACUGGAAAAGCAGCAGCAGCAACAUCAGCAGCAACAACAACAUCAGCAGCAACAGCAACAUCAGCAGCAGCAACAACAUCAGCAGCAGCAACAUCAACCUCAACCGCCAACUCAGCAGCAGCAACCGACUCCUCCAAAAUCACCCAUGACCCUUAGCGAUAUAUUCAACAGCCUGGCUGAAGAAGAAUCCAAUGUGGCACAAAACUACCAGCAGAACCAAGGAUUCGAUGCCCAAGGCAACCUCAUUCAGCCUAUUGCACCCUCCAAACCAUCUCCCUUCGCUAUGCAACACCAAGCUCCACAACAGCCAGGACCUCAACAGCAAGGACCACAGCACCCGGGACCACAGCAAUUAGGACCCCAGAAAUCAGGACCACAACAGCGACCCAACCCUAAUGAACAGAAGGUAAUCUCUGGCAGUCAGGAGAAUUAUAGCAAUGAGUACGUCUCCUAUCAAGUGCAGCAGCCAAACAUGAUGCAAUACCGACCAGUCCCGGGCCAGAUCAACAACGUGGUCAUCUCUCCGGGCCAGCAGUCAGCUUCUUUUGUUCUCGGCAGUCAGGUGCAACAGGUUAGUGUGGGACACCCAAGCAUUGAGAAGGAACCACUAUUUGCCAAGGAUACGCCAGGGGUGCAAUAUGGUCAGGUGAUCAACGAGGAUAUCGGCAACAUUAAGAGACCCCUUAAGGAACCAGUGCCCCCGAACUAUCAACAGAUGCCCAGCAUCCAGCCCAACUCAAACUUCCAUCAGAACGGAAAUGUGGCGACAUCGGGAGCACCAGGUACGGUUUCGUACCAAGAGCCACCACCAGAGGCACCAAGCCCAUAUCAACAACUGCCCCUGAUUGGAUCCAACAAGCGACCAUCAAAGAAACCAAUGGUGAAGCCUGAGCAGCCUCCUCAUGCCUACCCGCCUCCACAAUCUUCAACCCCACCUCAAGUGCAGCCUACACAACCAGCUCUGGUUCAGCAAGGAGAUGACACCAAGGAGCUUUUGGUCUCGACCAACAUUCGUUUCCCUGCUCAGGGAGAAGAGUCACUUGAACUAUCCUCAUCCGCUGUUAUGCAGGGUCCUCCGUCUGGACCCCACAUCAAUGGCCACGCUCAACCUCUAAGUCUACAACAAAUUCAGAACUCCAAUCCCGUGGUUUUCCCCAAAGCCCAGGAUGAAGCCAUUCCUGGCGGAGCAAAUGUCCAGAUCCAGCAGCAUGAAGUGCUCAACCUGAGUCAGCAGAAACCACCAUUGAAAUUCCCUGCCCAGCAACCAGGACUUGGCGAACAACCUUCCCUGGACAUGGAACCACCUCCGCGUUAUCCAACCACUCUACCAGUGCCCCAUGCGCCACCAACUCCUGGCAAGCGACCACUUGGUCCAUCACCACCGUCAAACUUCUAUAAUGAGUUCAACCGCAAGCCACAGAACGGACCGCGUCCCAGCAACCUGCCGAACAUUUUGCCUCAAUUCCGUCCGAAUGCUAAAAUCUCCAGCGGACAUCCUCCGGUCUUGAAGCAAGAACCAGGCAAUAUUCGUCUACCCCAGCAAGGCGGUCCCGGUCCUAAGCGUCCGUAUAAUCCCUCAGUGCCACCCCAGUUUCAGCAUCGUCGCCAGCCUUUGCACCAACAGCAGCAGAUGAUGCAGAAGCGCUAUCCCAUGAAUCGCAUUUCAGAGUAUCCCGUGGGCCCCAGUCCAGGAGGCGAUGUUAACAGGAGAGUUUACAGGCUGCCCCCGUAUGGAGGUCAAAAUGUGCCCUACCUACCCGAUCACAUGUAUCCCCGUCGACCCCAUGGACCUGGUCCAUUAAGAUCCGUUGAUGGCUAUCCUGCUGAGCGACAUGCCCCCUCAGCUGAACCCUACAAGACCAUAGAUGCCGAGGCAGCUGCUGACUUCGAGGAGGAGGAUCUGGUGAUUAACGAUCCGCCACAGCCUGUAACUCCCGGCAAAGAUCGCAAGGGAUUGGAGGAGACAAAACUGGAGCCAGUUGUUACCCUUCAAAUGUUGCAGUCCCAGAAGAAGGCUGUGAGCCUUCCUGGCGAUGAUACGGGGGCGGGAGAGAUUCAGGUCACAGCCGAUAACGAUCCCCAGGAGGCUGAGGCCUCCAAGCUCAACCAGCAAAAGUUGGAUCCCAGUGGAAUGUACGUAGUCUUCCCGAUGAAGGGUGCAGAAAAGAGUCAGAGCGAAGGAGAGGCACCAUCAGCUCCUGCCGAAUACCAGAACACUCCGUUCUCGGUGAUCCGUGAUCAGCCCCAGGAGCCGAUUCUAAAGAACAAGAAGCCACAGUCACUGCAGCAGCAGAGCAAGGCUCAGCAAGUGCCUAAGGAGAAAUUCCCCUAUCCCAUCGAAAAGCCAGACCCAUCUUAUUCCGAGCUUCACCCCGAUUCACAGGCUGCUGUUCCGGGAGUUCUCGUGGCUCCAAGGAUCAUUACCGGAGCUCUGGGCACCGGCACAGAAACACCAAUCGCCAUUGCCUACACCCCGACGGAACCGAAUCCUUUCCGCCAUGAACAGGGACAGAAAUUCUCUAACAUCAAUCUAGCCACUUCGGUGAUUAAUGAAAUCCGACAGGAUACCCAGACAGAGGAGGGUCUGAGCAGUGAUUUCGAUCUGCGGGGUCAGAAUUUCGAGAAGGACUUUAUGGCACCCUUUUAUCCAAGUGUGAGUCUAGGUAGUGCCAGUGGAGCAGCAGCAGUAAAUCCUGCAGCGCCGAGUAACUGGAACAUUGUGCCCUCAACCACGGAUCAGGCACUCUAUGAGAAGAACAACAUCAACCGCGCCGAUGUGGACACCACAGAGGAAAAGAAACCGAAGGAAGAGCAACCUACAGCCAGUCCGUUGACAGGCGAGAAACCUUCUGAGAUGGAUAGCUUCCAGCCACAACUUCAGGGUGGUUUCCAACCCAUUUAUCCACCAGGUUACAAGCAUGUCGAGCAGAUUGAGCAGGAGGAGAUCGCUGUAGCGAAGAAUGCUGCCCAAGAUCAGCCCAUCGCUUUACCAUUGGUAGGCACCACUGCAAAGCCUUUGACUUCAACCUCACCAAUCAGUAGCAGUAGCAGUUCCACCUCCACAUCCUCUACCACAUCCACGACUUCAACUACUCACCAGCCUGGUAUCGCAAAAUUGGAUGGCACACUAGCAACCACUAAGGCGCCGAUUGUCAGUACGAAGCCCACUCAGCGCAAGAAGUCCACCUUUGAGACGAGCCUGGCGGCCCUGCUCUUCGGAGACGAGGAUGAGGAGGAUGGCGCACGCAAAUCUGCAGAGCUGCCAAAGGCCCAAGCAGGACCCAGGAAUGUUCCCCGCAUGGGUCCCCGAAGUCUGACGUUGAGCUAAACGGGUGCAAUGAGCACCAAAAUCUAGUAUAGUCCAAUUUUAGUUCGUAUUAUUUAUUCAAAGUUUAUGAGACAGCAGGGAGAUGCCCCGCUUAGAGGUAGACCAUGUGGUAAUCUAGUUCUGUUCUACAGCUUAUAGUUAGUAAGCUCACCAUCCAGAUAUAAAGACCGUCGCCUCCAACGAAACAACACAACCCACGAUCCCAGCGACUUUUGCGAGUCUGAUUUGAAAUGCGAAUCUUGUGAACUUUCUCAUUGGACUCCCGAAUCGUCGGCAAUGAGAUAAACGCUUUUUUGUAUUCAAUUUAACAAAAACAAACCUAAAAUAGUACUCACAAUUUACCAGAUUAUUGUACCAUAGAAAACCAUACAAAAUAAAUAUAAAUUCUGAUAUGAUAA